Molecule: messenger RNA, 1995 nt
Organism: Alternaria conjuncta
Lineage: Eukaryota; Fungi; Ascomycota; Dothideomycetes; Pleosporales; Pleosporaceae
Exons: 2
Coding region: 1-1995 (664 amino acids)
Molecular function (GO): FAD binding; oxidoreductase activity
Source: RefSeq, a predicted model, not a curated record
AUGACAUACUCCGAGCGCCUUCCAUUGUUGGACGAGAAGGCCGCACAUGCCUAUCAACUGCAGAGGGAAGAUGAGACUUUCCAAAACUCGACGAAAUCAGCGGAGCGAAGUUUAAGCGACAUCCUACGCCAUGUUGUUCUACUACCUCUUCUCUGCGGCUUCGCCGUAUACGGAUCCUAUACCUUUUGCAGGCAACAUCUUAUCAGGGACACCAUGUUAUCAGUGCCAGCACACGAAAGCUCUACUUCUUUCAACUACACAUGUCUACCGGGACAGGCUUGUUGGCCGACCAUGAGCGAUUGGACCGCUUUCAAUCAGAGCAUCAACGGCAACCUCCGACUGACGGUACCUUGGGCCGCCUCGUGCUACUCAGAUCUGUCAAGCACGCAAUGUCAAGAGGUCGCGAAGAACUACGGCGAUGGAGUCUCACGCACGAAACACUAUGGAUCGACGGAGUUUCUCGACUGGGAGAAGUGCGACACGUCGCAAUGUGCACUUAACUCUUUCAAUACCUCAGAGCCUGUUUCCGGUACCUGCUCGCUUGGUAGACUCUCCUCAUACCAUGUUAAAGCUGAGACUGGGCAUGAUAUCAGCAAGACCUUGAGCUUUGUGCGCAAGCACGGCAUCCGUUUAUCGAUCAAGAACACUGGACAUGACUACUACGGACGAUCAACCGCGCCAAAUUCUUUAGCAAUCUGGACUCACAACAUGAAGGACACCCAGUAUCACGACACGUUCCAGCCCAAAGGCUGCCAGACUCGCUAUGAGAACAUUGGAGAGAUCGGCGCUGGCGUCCAGGCCCAGGAGGCGUGGGAGGCCUUUGAACCUCAUGGCAUGCAUGUCACUGUUGGAGCCGUCGCUUCUGUCGGCAUCGCUGGUGGAUAUGGUCAGGGCGGCGGCCAUGGGCCACUCGGUCCCAAAUACGGUCUGAUGGUCGACCAAGCUGUCGAGUUCGACGUUGUCACAGCCGACGGAGAACAGCGCACCAUUAACGAAUGCAGCGACCCGGAUCUUUUCUGGGCAAUGCGCGGAGGCGGAGGCGGGACCUACGCUGUGCUCACAUCUUACAAGUUCCAGCUCCACCCGGCCGAUCCUAUCAACGUAUAUAGCUUCCAAGCUCGCUUUCCCGCGCCGAAGAACAUUACAGAGUCGAAGGUACAUCGCGACAUCAUCACCGGGCUUGCCGCAAACCAAACGCUAUUUGCCAAGCAUGGAAUCGCUGGAUACAAUUUUGUGCUCUCAGAUCGUGUCGUGUUCUUGCAGGUCCUGCCCUCUAAUGACACGGAGGCGAUCAAAGACAUCACGUCCCAAUGGCACGACUUCUUGACGAACUACUCCGGUCUCAGCAUCACCGAGAAUGAGUAUCACUCCUUCAAGAAGUUCUCGCAGUGGCAUGAGUUCACGGAAAGACCCGAGAUAUCUCGCAACGGACCCGUGGGUCUAGGCUUCAAUGGCGCAGGGCGCUUCAUCCCCAGGAGUCUCUUCAACUCGUCCCACAACAUCGACCGGCUCGUCACUGCAGUCGUCACCGCCAUGCAAUUUUCACGUGUCAAACAUGGCAGUGGAGGCGCUCAGUUCUACGCUACCGGACCAGACAAUACUCCUGACAACGGUAAGACCAGCGUAAAUCCCAUCUGGCGAGACUCGCUAUGGGAAAUAGUCAUGGGCCAAUUUUGGACGACUGCUACACCGCCUGCGGCUCGCUCGCAAAUCCAAAAGACUGUCUCUGCUACGAUGGACAUCUUGAAAGCCGUCACACCGAAUGGUGGGUGCUACUCGAACGAAGGUGAUUGGACCGAGGAGAACUGGCAACAAACGUUCUUUGGGGUGCACUAUGAGAGAUUGCUGGCCGUGAAGAGACGCUAUGAUCCAACAAAUCUGUUCAACUGUUGGAAGUGUGUGGGUUGGACGGGAUAUGAUGACCCAAUGUACUCCUGCUAUGCGCAAACUCGACAGGAGCCGCGGCCUUCCGUUCCUCUUGGACCUGUUGGAUGA